AUGGCAAAGCUGAUGGAGAUUGCGACGAGGCAGGACGCCCUGUCGUCGACCUCGCAGCUGGAAUUGCUCGACUCCAAUCGAUCGCAGACCUGGAUAGCUGGAGAUCCCGCGCAGGUCGUAGGGACGACAAAUCUCUAUCAGAAUGGGCAGGUUCGCUGUAUUCCUAUGCCGUCGCCAGACCCGAAAGAUCCGCUGAAUUUACCCACGUGGCGAAAGGUUGCCGCCAUAGUAUCUGUGUGCUUCUUUGGCGCGCUCGCCUUGUCGGCCGAAACCAUCAUCGGCGCUCUCACGCCGGUGUUCGCCCUGGAAUAUGCAGGAAUCAACCCCAUGAUCCUGGGGACGAUAGAUAUAUCGAAACUGGGACCGCCCGGCGUCGUUGACCUCAAUCCGUUGAAGCUUUUGGCCGGCCUAGGCGGACCGCCGCUGUGGAAGAUCUCCUUCCUAUCGACGCUGCCGCUCCUCACGAACGGCAUCAGCAAUUAUCUCCUCGUGCCUCUGUCGAUAUCCAUUGGACGACGUCCAGUCAUGCUUGCUUGUGGGGUUUUAGCAUGGUCGGGUGGCUUCGCCGCUGGCAUGAGCCGAUCUUUAAAUACCCACAUCGCGGCGAGAUGUGUACAGGGUGUUGGCGCUGGCGCCGUGGAAGCCCUGAUUCCCUUGAUCGUGCAGGAUCUGGUGUUUAUCCACCAGCGAAACAGAGCAAUGUCCUCUAUCUGGGCGGCACAGGGACUGAUCAUUGUCUCGAUCGGCAUUGCUUCGCCAGUGAUGGUGGUCACCCCCGGACUGGGUUGGAGAACCGUGUACUUUAUGACUGCAGGAAUAGCGGUUGGAGCAUGGCUCAGUUUGUGCUUCUUCUUGCCAGAAACGCGGUGGACGCGCUCACCUGAAGAGCUAGCUGGAAAGUCCGUCUACCAUCUGGAACCUGGCGAAAACCGCCCGCGUCUCGACACCAACACGUACAGCCCUCGGACAACGUGGACCAAUUUCGGCGUCUUCCAAAACGGAUUCGAAAACAAACAGGCGGCGAAGAGCAUGCUCGAUACGCUUCGAACCAUGCUCUUUCCCACGGUGCUCUGGGUCGUAGCAAUCAACAGUGGAUUCAUCUCCGUGCAAAACGCUGCAGCCCAGACCGCGUCAUCCGUUCUGAUCGCAGCAGGGUGGAAAUUUCGCAACCUAGGGCUAGCGGUUGUUCCCAUCGUUGUUGCAACACCCUUUGUAGCUCUGCUCGGAGGCUACGUGGCAGACAAGGUUUCCAACGCGAUGGCAAAACGCAACGGAGGUCGUCGCGAAGCUGAAACGCAUCUCAUCAACGCCAUCUUUCCACUGCUUUGUGGAAUUGCCGGAUGCUUCCUUUUUGGCUAUGGUGGUCAGCAUAUAACGACUGUGCACUGGCCGCUCCUCCUCGGCGGAAUCUUCCUGAUCGCCGUCGGCUUCCUCACGGUCAACACCGUCCUGGCCGUCUACAUCGUGGAGAGCUACCCGCAAUGGGCAGGACCCGUCCUAGUCAAUGUCUCGAGUUUCCGGUGCGUUGUCGGCUUCGCCAUGUCCUUCCGUGCCACGACCUGGGUCGAGCAGCGCGGGUUCUUUGGCAGCUUCGCCAUCUACGCUGGCGUGCUCGCCGCGCUAACGGCGCUGCUUCCGCUGUUCUAUUUCUACGGCAAGCGAUUCCGGCAGUGGACGGCCGGCACGAUCCAGAACGUGGCAUCAUCCGACGAGAGGAAGGACUCGUACAUGGAUUACUGA
Messenger RNA from Verruconis gallopava, 1740 nucleotides. RefSeq lists its product as uncharacterized. The transcript has 5 exons. Gene Ontology annotation, biological process: transmembrane transport. NCBI's taxonomy places the organism in Eukaryota, Fungi, Ascomycota, Dothideomycetes, Venturiales, Sympoventuriaceae. Gene Ontology annotation, molecular function: transmembrane transporter activity. The coding region runs from base 1 to 1740 and encodes 579 amino acids. The record is from RefSeq and is a predicted model, not a curated record.